GAAGUGAAGGAGCCGCGUGAGACAGGAGUGUGACGUCUCUGUUCUGUGCAUUGCUCUUUGCCUUGUUCGUCAUGGCGCCAACCUAGAACGGAAGACGCCUCGUGGCAAGUCAGAGGCUGAUGCUGAGGGUGAAAAGGCACCAUUGUGGUUUAUCAGGCUGCUUACUGUCUUCACACGCAUUAACCUCGAGCUGGUUUUCUUUCCGGCUCCGCGAACCAAGACGAGGCUUGAUGCGCGGGGCAGAGACCCUGCGGCGGGAGAGUGUGGCACGGAGGCGUGAGGACCACCGCGGAGCAACGGAGACAAACAGCAGAGGAGGCGCAUCGCUGCCUCCGUAACAGUCCUGCAGGAGGCGAACCGAGUACCGAAAACUGUACCUCACGAGCAUGACUGAACCUACACGUGUUGGCCCGCGCGUUUUCUGUUAGGUGCAUAGAAAACGGGGUUCAGCCGCGAAGAUGCUGGUGCCGCGGCGAUGGUGCUCUGAGCCUGACAGCUCAGUGUGUCGCGCGGAAUGUCGAGUGGAGGAUGUGUCUGGGGUGGCUGUGAGGCCUCCCCGCCGUGCAACGUCCGAGACGGCGAGUUGUUGUAGAAGUGCCAAUAUGACGCCACCGUGGGCAGACACUGGCACGCCCGCGAGGUGCCUUACUCAGAGAAGACAUGCAGUGUUAUUAAGGGACGGCGCGCCCUUGGCGAACAAAUCCGUAGUGUGUGUGACGGGAAGCUCACGGGCUUCCGAGGAGUGCAUCAAAAGUGUAGAUACUAAGUCCCUGGCUGGAUCCAGGGCCACGGUGCGCCAUCCUCCUCAGAACACAGUCUUGUCAGCCCCCACCACGCGUCCCUCUGCUCCGCACCACGUCCCUCACUUGUGGCUCCGGAGAGCCUGGCUGGUGACGCUGCUGGUGGUGGUCUCGGUGGGGUUGCUGGGAACGCCCGUAGCGGCCAACACGCCGCCGCGGUUUGUUUUGGACGGCCAGAGUGAAAUAGUGAUCCGCCUGACGGAGGGAGAAGCCACGCCUGCAGGCACGAAAAUCUACACCUUGAAAGGCCAAGAUCCUGAUGGAGACUCCUUGACCUUCGGCGUGAGGGGUGUGGAGGGGCGCGACCUGCUGAGGAUUGAGCAGAACGGCGCCACGGAAGCUUUUGUGUACCUGAGGAAAGCCCUGGACAGAGAGGUAAAUGAUGGGGAGUAUGAGGGAUGUGUGAGUGCAAUAAUACCUCAUCACCUGAGCACCGUCCUCGCCCCCACCACUAAUCCUUGGCUCUUCUCCCUCCCGCAGGUCAUUUACAGGCUGGAGGCUGACACGGAAAGUGACUUGGAGAAGUUUACCGUGAACACCGUGGACGGAAAGGGAGUGCUGAGGCUCAACGGGGACCUCGAUUAUGAGAGGAAAUCCCUUUAUCAGCUCAGGGUGUUGGCGGUGGACCGGGCCAUCAGCGGGCGGGUGAACACGGCCACGGCGGCGCUGGUGGUGCGGGUGGGUGACGUGGAGGACCAGCCGCCGCAGUUCAUCCAAGCGCCGCCCGUCACCCGUAUCCCUGAGGACAUUCCCGUCAACUCCGGCGUGCUGGAGGUGAAGGCCGUGGAUGGUGACCGUGGAGUGAACAACCGCAUCACUUACUCUGUCUUGGAUGGCGACAAGGGGCUCUUCCAACUCGACCCUAACUCUGGCGUGCUGUACGUGAGGAGGCCGCUGGACAGGGAGAGCCCGCUGUCCAACAAUGGGGCGUUCAUCAUCAAGAUACAGGCGGAGGAGCAAAGCGAGGUGGUGUCCCCGCCGCCCACCAUGACCACAGAGGUGACGGUGUUGCUGGAGGACGUGAACGACGAGACGCCCACCUUCAAGGCCGCUCACUACGUCGGGGAGAUCUCAGAGGGCUCCCAGUACAACAGUCCCGUCAACCUGCUGGGCGACGCCAUCCCCGAAGUGUACGACCAUGACCAGGGUAACAACGGCACCUUCCAAAUGUACCUGGAGGGCGAUGGUGGAAUGUUCGGCGUGACUCCUCCUGAAGGGGUGAAUUUUGCCUCUUUCCUCAUCCGCGUCAGGAACCCGUCGCUUCUAGACUACGAAAAGGUCAAAGUGGUGAAUUUCACGGUGGUGGCGAAAGAGACGGUGGCCGAGCAUCCCAAGUCCUCCUCGGCGCUUGUCACUGUCUACAUCCGCGACACCAACGACAACUUUCCUACGUUUGGCGAAGAGUCUUACGAGGUGUUCAUCCCCGAGGACGCUCAGGUGGGGACAACAGUGGCCAGGAUUCAAGCGCGUGACCCAGACAGCGACAAAUUUGGUACUGAGGGCAUAAGAUACACCGACUUGCGAGGCGCUCUGGCCGACAAGCUGGAGAUGGACCCCGAAACAGGCUUCAUCACCCUGAGGGAGUCCGGGGCGCUGGACAGGGAGAGUAUGGCUGUGCACUACCUCACCGCGGAGGCCAGGGACGACAUGGGCAAUGGCAACAGGAACACGGUGGUGGUGAAGGUGGUGGUGGAAGAUGUGAACGACCAUCCCCCGGUGUUCCUGCAGCCCCGCUACGAGGCCCGCAUCCACGAGAACGCCGCCAAUUUUCCAGAGCCGCUCAUUGUUACUGCCAGGGACAACGACCUCAACGGUACCAGGAACCAUGAGGUGCGCUACGUCCUGAUCGCCGGUGACCCUGGCAGGAACUUUACCAUCGACGCUCAGACUGGCCGCAUCACACCUGUCUCCCCGCUGGACUUCGAAGCCAUCCCGCAGGAGGGAGACUUGAGGUCCUUUAAUCUGACCGUCAAGGCGUAUGAUCUCGGUGAGCCGCCCCUGAGCAGCGAGGCGGUCGUGGUGGUGUUUGUGGUGGACGAGAACGACCACGCCCCGCAGUUCGAUAGGUCCCUGUACCCUAAGAUGAUCCCGGAGGACACACCCCCCGGCACCUCCGUCACCCAGGUAUUCGCCGAGGACCUGGACGGGUCGGAGGUGAACAGCAAGGUAGUGUUUCGAAUCCAGCACGGCGCCCAGGACAAGUUCGUGAUGGAUGCCGACAGUGGCGUGAUAUCCGUGGCCCAGUCCCUGCGCCAUUGGGAAUUUGCUAUAUGUAUUCGUAAACGAGGCACAGCUGGACAGACAGGUGCGCAGAGACAGGUGCGCAGUUCAGCCAUGACCACCAAAUUCUUGACGCCAAGAAUUGCGAGCGUUGCGGAAAACCUGCCAACCUCAACUUUAACCAGAAAUUGUGGCGCUGUAAUAAAAUGCGAAUUUGAUUACUGGGAAAUCAUCGCUCCUGCGAUGGAAGUCAGUGUACAAUCGAGAAGAGGACCAGCCAGGCCCUUCAUCAUUUCGUUAAGGAUAUAUGAGAAUGUCAACAGUGGCUUCUAUGUGCACCGAGUGGAGGCGGUGGACCUUGAUGCUCAGCCCAGACUCCGGUACUCACUUGAUCCCCAGAAUUCAGAGGCCAGGAAUGAGGAAGGGGCCAUUGUCAAGCCAACUGAAUACAACUAUAUGAGUGCUUUUGAAAUGAAUGAAGUGGAUGGUGUGAUCCGCACUGUGAUACCUCUGGAUCGAGAGCAAGUAGAGAUGAUCCGCCUAGGACUAAUAUGUGAGGACUUGGAGGCUUCUACAGAGAAGCAAACAGCCACAGCCACACUUACUAUCCUUAUAGAGGACACCAAUGAUAAUGAUCCAGAGUUUCGGAAGCCAUAUUACCGGAGAAGUCUUGCUGAAAAUUCCAAGAAAGGGACAACAGUCGCAUCUGUAGUGGCUGAUGACAUUGAUAAAAACCGGACUAUUACAUACUCUAUGCAGGGUCCCAAGGAAGUGCUGUCUCUUGUCCAACUUGACAGAGAGACCGGAGAGAUUGUUGUUGUGGAUCGAGUGGACAGGGAACAGUUUGCAUGGCUGAACUUCUCUGUGGAGGCCACAGACUCUGGUGUGCCUCCUCGGUCAAGCUUUGUUGAUGUUGUGGUUCAGGUUAUAGAUGAGAAUGACAACAAUCCUACCUUUAUCAACCCAUUGUCCAACCUGACCAUAAGAGAAGAUGCUCCGCCAGGCACUUCAGUAACAACAGUCACUGCCACUGACCCCGACUCAGAUGAUUAUGGCCUUGUUACCUACUUAUUAGACAGAAAAUCAUCUUACGGAAAAUUUGAGAUUGAUCCAGACACUGGUGUCAUUACCGUGGCCUCUGCCUUGAACCGGGAAGAGAGGAGCACUUACAACCUCCUCAUUGAGGCUUGGGACAACUACCAGUUUGGAUAUGCAACAGGGGAAUCUAGGAAUGCCUUUAUGCAGCUUGGGGUAACAGUUGCUGACAUCAAUGAUGAAGUGCCUGUGUUUGAGGAACGGGAAGAAUGCACCAUGAUCACCGAGUUUCACCGGCCUCGGGAAACCAUCACUGUGGUGCGUGCCACUGAUGGUGAUGACAUAAAUUCGCCCAAUGGCAGGAUCCUAUUUUCCAUUGAAGGUGGAAAUGAGAAAGGUCUGUUUGAGAUACGCAAUAUAGAAAAAACAGCAGCUGAAAUAUAUGCUGCCAAGCCUCUUGUAGCCCAGUAUGGAAAUUAUUCACUGCAGAUACAAGCACAAGACAGAGGAUUCCCACCAAACUCCGUCUUGUCUCAUGUUAAUAUAUGUGUACUAGACUUCAAUGACCAUGCUCCAGAAUUUGUCUCUCCAUCUGAAAAUGUUACAAUCAAAGUGCCAGAGAAUGCUACUGUUGGGAGCCUGGUGAUACAGGUGAGAGCUACGGAUCAGGACAUUGGCAUCAAUGGAGCAGUACGUUACAGGAUCCUAAAAGAUGGUCUGGGAAACUGGCAGACCUUUACCAUAGACCAGACAACAGGAGCCAUACUGCUGCAAAAGCCUCUGGACAGAGAAAGGCAGAAGCUCUAUGAGAUAAGAGUUGAGGCAUAUGACCAGGGAACACCAACACCACUUUCCAAUGAUCUUGAUCUUGCCAUCUAUGUUCGAAAUGUCAAUGACUAUGAACCACAGUUUGUUCAAGAUGAAGUUGUCAUGAAUUUCACAGAACACAAGUCACCAAGAGCAGAACGCUUCAAGUUAGUAGACACAGUUGACUUGGAUGAUGUGGAUGAAGAGAACACUGCCCAGGUGUGCUACUUCAUUGUUGGGGGAGAUGAAUACAACACCUUCAAUCUGGAUCGGUUCUCCCAUGAAAUAAUGGCUGUCAAAGAACUGGACCGAGAAGUAGAUGACCAUUAUACACUUCUUGUGAAGGCUACAGAAGACUGUCUCUCCAAACCUGAGCCUGUUUCCUUCUUUGAUCCAAGGGAUGACACACUUCUCAAAGUUCAUGUCUUUGUAAACGACAUCAAUGACAAUCCUCCAAAGUUUACCCGAGAGGUGUUCACCGGCGGCAUUACUACUGCUUCAGACUUUGGUCUUCAGGUUAUGAGACUGACGGCUUAUGAUCCAGAUGCUGGAGAGAAUAGUCGGUUGCGUUAUUACAUGGAUGGCCGUGUCCAAGAAACAUUAUCAGAAAACUUGGAUAAUGUUCGUCGUUCACCCUUCCUUGUUGAUCCUGUGUCUGGAAUUGUGAAGCUCAACUUUGAUCCUCAGAAAGGAAUGAAAGGAUAUUUUGAUUUCAAGGUGUAUGUCAAUGAUUCAAGUGGAUGGGGAGACCGAGCAAGAGUGUUCAUAUAUUUACUUCGAGAAGACCAAAGAGUGAGAUUCAUUCUCAGACAAUCACCAGAUGAGGUUCGAGAACAAGUAGAAUAUUUCCGAGACUACCUUGGAAAUAUCACUGGAGCAAUUGUUAAUGUUGAUGAUUUUCGAGUUCAUGAAAAUCACGAUGGCACAGUUGACAAGACAAAGACGGACCUUUAUCUGCAUCUGGUGGACCGCAAUGAUAACUCCGUCCUGGAAGUGAAGCAAGUCUUGGCUAUGAUUGACAAGAAUGUGGAACACCUUGAUCACCUCUUUAAGGAAUUAAAUGUGUUGGACACCCAGCGUGCCGAGCUGAUCACCGCCGGAGCCAAGGAGGAAGAUCUGCUUUUCCUGUGGCUGGUUGGAGUGAUCGUCUUCCUCACGUUGCUUCUUGUCCUCACUGUGGCACUCUGUCUGUCACAAAAAGCCCGCUACUCAAGACGACUGAAGGCUGCCACUGCCACAGCCUUUGGAGAAUGUUCACACGAUCCAGGCCUCACCCGCACUUCUGCCGUUCCUAACACCAACAUUCACAGCGUGGAGGGCAGUAACCCCAUAUGGAUGUCUGGGUUUGACAAUGACUGGUACAAGGAUGAGGACUCCCUGAGGUAUCAACAGUUUGUUCAUCAAAGUGAAGGAAAUGACAGUUUGGAUGACAAUGCAGUGGACCCUCACAGCCUUUCUCCUCGAGGUGACCGUGAUAUGCCUUACAUCACUCACAGCAAUGUGCCCAACCCAUUAUCAAGGGAGUCCAGCACUGUGGGGUCCAAUACCCAGCUGAUGAACAAUGAACAUCCAAAUAUCAACGACACGUAUCGAGCCAAUCUCUACCAGACUUUCCACAAGAUUGCGAACCCCUUGGUCGACAAAAAACUUGAAACCACUGAGCUCUGACACAAUACAAAGAAAUAUAUAUAGUUUCAUAAUUUGUACUACAUUUUUAUGAAAGUACUUGGUGUCUUAAGUCCUCAGGUGUUCAUAUAGUCACUCACAAGACAGUUACUAUAGGCUUUGACAUUCUCAGAAAAUCAAUGUAGGUGAUGCUCAAGCUCAAAUGCAACUAAGUGUGCUGAUGUGUGUUACAAAUGUACUUUGAUAUGGAACCGAGACUAAUUUACUGUUGACAAGUACAUGUGUUGCCCAAUAUAUUGAAAUCUGUAAACAGCUGCCAGAUCUGGUGAAUCCACAUAUCAUAGAUUUCACUUAUUCCCAUUUUGUUCAUUCAUAUUUAUUGUUAAACUACUCAUUGACGUGUUUUCUUCAUAGCUCACUGUGAUUGCAUGGUGGGUGCCACAUCGAUGAUAUUUUGUACAAAGUUCCCUGCUUCAAUUAUUUAGCUUUUGUACAUGAAAAUAAAAUAUUAUUUAUCAUACAUUUUGCAAAGCUUCCUCGAUGUUUCAUAUUGUAGAUAAAUGUUUAUACUUUAGGAUAGAUUUUUUUCACUGUCCACUGCAAAGUCAUGUCAGUAUACUAGUAACAUUUGAUACAACGAAUUCUAGUACUGGAUGGUGAUAAUAAAUACUUUCUUAAGUUCCUA
This is a messenger RNA of Portunus trituberculatus (swimming crab), 7173 nucleotides long. RefSeq names its product cadherin-23-like. Gene Ontology annotation, molecular function: calcium ion binding; cadherin binding. Bases 459 to 6530 code for a protein of 2023 amino acids. Lineage: Eukaryota; Metazoa; Arthropoda; Malacostraca; Decapoda; Portunidae. The record is from RefSeq and is a predicted model, not a curated record. Gene Ontology annotation, biological process: homophilic cell-cell adhesion. The transcript has 35 exons. Gene Ontology annotation, cellular component: plasma membrane; catenin complex.